Messenger RNA from Phyllostomus discolor (pale spear-nosed bat), 3887 nucleotides. RefSeq names its product Cdk5 and Abl enzyme substrate 2 (gene CABLES2). Gene Ontology annotation, biological process: regulation of cell cycle. Bases 567 to 2027 code for a protein of 486 amino acids. NCBI's taxonomy places the organism in Eukaryota, Metazoa, Chordata, Mammalia, Chiroptera, Phyllostomidae. The record is from RefSeq and is a predicted model, not a curated record. The transcript has 10 exons.
CCCGCCCUCCCAGACCCUCCUCUCCACAGACCCGCUGUCUCUUCUGCAGUUAAGGAGGGAGCCCUGGCGGCACCGCUGCGGUGCCGCACAGCCGUUCCGGGAGCCCGGGGUCCUCGGCCAAGACUGUAGUUUGCACACUGAAGGGCCUCGCACACGGCAGGUGACACAGCCACGGGCUCUGCGGGGCACACCCCCGCAGGGGAAGUGCGCUGGAGCCUGAAGACGCAGUCUCGACGGAGACCGAUCACGAACGCCGCAGCCCAGCAAGAGCCCGGCUUCCGCGCGGGGACUCGAACUCGUGGCCCGGUCGUCGCUUGGCUCCGGGCCAGGCCCGGCGGAAGCGCGGGCUAGCAGACCGGGCGCGGGCCCUCGGGGCGCAGGGACACCACCUCCGUGACCCAGGGGAGCCGCCCCCCGAGCUCAGCGGCCCGCCCACGGCUCCGUGCUGACCAAUUGCCGGGCGCGACGGAGGUAUAUUUGCAUGAGGGCGCGCCGCGACCAAUGAGCGGCUAUCCCAGGCGCUUGCGCGCCGGCGGCGGCGGGCCGCCCGCGGGCUCAGUUAGAGGAUGGCCGCGGCGGCGGCGGGUGGAGCCCCGGGCCCGGCCCCCGGCCCCGGCUCCGGCCCAGGUCCUGCAGCCAGGGCCCCGCCGCAGGCGCUGCGGAGGCGCGGGGACUCGCGGCGCCGGCAGGCCGCGCUCUUCUUCCUCAACAACAUCUCCCUGGACGGGCGGCCCCCAAGCCUGGGCCCGGUGGGCGAGAAGCCGCCGCCGCCGCCGCCGCCGCCCGCCGAGGCCCGCGAGCCGCCGGCGCCGCCGCCGCCCCCGGGGCCCGAGACCGCGCCCCCGGCCCCGCCGGGCCCGCCGGAACCGGGAACAGGGCCUCGGCGCCCCAGGGCCUGCUCAGCCCCGGCGCCCGCGCCCCCCGGCCUCGGCCUGGACCCGCAGCGCCACAGGAGGCGGGUCGCCUCCCAGCGCUGCUCCCUCGAGUUCCUGGAAGACGCGGUGGGAUGUCCCUCGGUUCCGAGGCCCAAGCACGUGCCCGGCUCCCCCAGACACAAGGGCCUGAAGAAGACCCACUUCAUCAAGAACAUGCGGCAGUACGACACCAGGAACAGCAGGAUCGUGCUGAUCUGCGCCAAGCGCUCCCUGUGUGCCGCCUUCUCCGUCCUGCCCUACGGGGAGGGCCUGCGGGUCAGCGACCUGCGGGUGGACAGCCAGAAGCAGAGGCACCCGUCCGGCGGCGUGUCGGUCUCCUCCGAGAUGGUGUUUGAGCUGGAAGGAGUGGAGCUGGGGGCCGACGGGAAGGUGGUGUCUUACGCCAAGUUCCUGUACCCCACCAACGCCCUGGUCACACAGAAGACAGACGGCCACGGCCCCCCGCCGCAGCCCCGGCCCAGCGUGCCCCGGGCCCUGCCGGCGUCCCGAUACAAGCCGGCUGCCGCCAAGCCCCCGCCCACCAGCACAGAGCUAGGCAGCGACACAGGGGAUGCCCUGGAGUACAACCCCAACCUGCUGGACGACCCGCAGUGGCCCUGCGGCAAGCACAAGCGCGUGCUCAUCUUCGCCUCCUACAUGACGACGGUGAUCGAGUACGUGAAGCCCUCCGACCUCAAGAAGGACAUGAACGAGACGUUCCGGGAGAAGUUCCCGCACGUCAGGCUGACGCUGAGCAAGAUCAGGAGUUUGAAACGGGAGAUGCGGAACCUCUCUGAGGAGUGCAGCCUGGAGCCCGUGACCGUGUCCAUGGCCUACGUGUACUUCGAGAAGCUCGUCCUGCAGGGCAAGCUCAACAAGCAGAACCGCAAGCUGUGCGCGGGCGCGUGCGUGCUGCUGGCGGCCAAGAUCAGCAGCGACCUCCGCAAGAACGAAGUGAAGCAGCUCAUCGACAAGCUGGAGGAAAGGUUCCGGUUCAACAGACGGGACCUAAUCGGGUUCGAGUUCACGGUGCUCGUGGCCCUGGAGCUUGCUCUCUAUCUCCCCGAGAACCAGGUGCUACCUCAUUACAGGCGCCUCACGCAGCAGUUCUAGCGGGGGCGCUGCACCGGCCACCCCUGGCGCCCGCCCCACUCGGCGCACCCCCACUGUGGGCCCCGCGGGCUGUGCCCAGGCGGGGAGCUGCACUCCGGUCCCACUGCCCCCGGGCAGGGGCGCCAGGCCCCGCCCACACACGCUCGCUCUCCUGGGGGCGUGGCUCUGGUUCCCAGGCGCAGUACACCUUCCUGGCGUUUCCCAGCGUUCCUGCGCUCUCACGUGGACACAGCGUGGGACACGGGCGUCCUCCCGGGCCGAGGCUGGUCCCGCACCAGGACCUCAGAUUUAACAUCACGGCCUCUGCCCCCAUCUCUGCACUGCCUCGCCUCCCACGCAGGGUCACAGCCCUCUGCACAGGCCCGGCCUCCCCGCCUGGGCAGCCUGGUGCUGGACACAUGGAGGUCGCUGCAGUUACGUGAUGAAGCAUUAAUCCUGACUGUUGGGGGUUUGGUGUGAACACAGCGCUGUGGACACAACCCCAGCCUGUGGCCCGGCUCCAGUCCAGCCGCCUGGCCCGUACACACACAGCCCUGGAGUCUGUCAGGCCAGCAAGAGCGACUCUUGUUCCUGUUGACCACUUCUGUUCUCGGGCCUCUGCUGUCCCAGGCAUCGGGUCACCACGAAGCCCUGCUGCCCAAGUGUCACGCCGUACCCUGACAGGCCUUGGCACACGUGUCCACCCCACACGGACACUGCCCUCCGCUGCCCACCAGGAGAGCACCACUGGGCUGUGGCACCGGACCUUCAGGUGACCGGUGCACGGCUGGCUCCUGAUCUAAGCAAUACCAUGGCAGAAAAGCAGCCUAUUCAUCGUCACGUGGGACCCUGGCCUGCGGGGUCUUUUUCCAGAGGGAACAAAGGCUGGUCGAACAAAGCAUGCAAGGCUGACCUGAAACUACACUUGACCCUCAAGUGGGGAGAAGACUGGGAGGUGACUGUGACUCCCAAGCCAGCCUGGGCCAUGCCAGCAUGACCACGUUUGGCUUUGCAGGCCUGCGUCAUCCUUGCAUGAGCUGUGACGUCAUUCCCCGGCUCGCCACCCUGCCCAGAACACUAAGAACCAAGGACUGGCAAAUCAGCCCAUCUGGGCCACACUGCCUGGGCCAUGGAACUGCUUUGCCAGCGCGCCACAAACCUGUCACUGAGGGGGCUCUGGGCCGGCCCCCACCCCGCACCCCUCACAGAAAGGCCCACUGUGCUCAUGACAGCACCCAGCCACCAGCAACUCGGCCUGGACCCCGGCGGGGAGCACCGCCAACCCCCUGCAGGCCCGUCCCCACGUCUGCACCCCAACUGGCCUCACUCCCCCCCCCAUCCUGGGCCCAAGCUGAGUGAGGUGGAAGGUGCCAGCUGCUAGGCCCCAGGAGAGCAACCUCCGGGCCCCCGUAGCAUCUCAAGGACACGUCUGUGACAAGCACUGUCGCCCCAAAAGUCCUGGUUUACAACUCAGCCUCAAGGAACCCACCCGCCCAGUGGUUUCUGUACAGCUGUAGAGCCGCUGACCAAUGCCGUAACUUAAGUUUGCCUAUUUAUGUCAUAGAUCUAGUCGUUUGUCGACCCCGUCUGCCCUCCCCACCCGUGUCCGUGUCCCUUCCGGUAGCACCGAGCUGCCACUGUGUGGCUCUCAGGAGUCCCUGCAGCGAAGCCAAGGUUCCACCAGACCUCAGCCGGAACGCCGUCCUCUAGAGCAAGCCCCGGCACCUGAGGGGUGGGUGUCGAGGGCCAAGGGCCCCUCCGUCCGCUCCCAGGAGCAGUUGUGGAUUUUCAAUGGAUGUUAAGCAACUACCUGACCUCAACACUGAGUCACGUCACAGGUGUUUGUAUUUGUGCUCUCGAGUAAAACGUGGUUUCGCAGCA